Messenger RNA from Phasianus colchicus (ring-necked pheasant), 751 nucleotides. RefSeq names its product peptide YY. Gene Ontology annotation, cellular component: extracellular region. Gene Ontology annotation, molecular function: neuropeptide hormone activity; neuropeptide Y receptor binding. Gene Ontology annotation, biological process: feeding behavior; neuropeptide signaling pathway. The record is from RefSeq and is a predicted model, not a curated record. NCBI's taxonomy places the organism in Eukaryota, Metazoa, Chordata, Aves, Galliformes, Phasianidae.
GGGUCCCAGUGGGGAGCGAUGCAUCCACUUGCUGACCUCAGAAGGAUCCCAAUGGAGGUGGGGAGGAGGAGGAGGAGGAGGAGGGGGACAACACAGAACCAACAGAGCAGCUCCGUGUCGGGUGGGACCCCGAGGGUCGCGGGGAGCUGUAAUGGGGGUGGGCACCGCUCUGACCUCCCCCUCCCCGCCCGCCCCUUUCUAUGCCAUCCGACGCAGAUGCGCCUGGCUCCGCUCCGCGUUCUGCCCGCCUUGGCGCUUUGCGCGCUGCUGUGCGCGGCCGCGUAUCCACCGAAACCCGAAAACCCCGGAGACGCGGCGUCACCCGAGGAGAUCGCGCAGUAUUUCUCUGCGCUGCGCCAUUACAUCAACCUGGUCACGAGGCAGCGGUACGGGAAGCGCAGCAGCUCCGUGCCUGCAGUGUUGGUGCAGCCCGUGGGUCCCCGCAGUGAUGCACUGUGGUCCGACAUCGACGACGACUCCUCCUGGUGACCCCCAUUACCCCCAACCCCCCCACACCCCACAAAUUGUCCCCAUCUCUCCGUGUUGCUCCCAUCCGAGUGAGGGUGCAGCAAUGGGGGCUGCGUGAGCACUGCAUGGGGGGACCCCCAGAGCCUGGGGGUGUCCCGUGAAGGGGGGGGGGCACACAGACACACAGACACACAGACACACAGACACACACACAGAUCCCAUCUGCUGGGGGGGGUCCUGUGUGGCCCCCACACACUGCUGCCAGUGGCAAUAAAGAGCACGA